Messenger RNA from Gigantopelta aegis, 4292 nucleotides. RefSeq names its product Werner syndrome ATP-dependent helicase homolog. Lineage: Eukaryota; Metazoa; Mollusca; Gastropoda; Neomphalida; Peltospiridae. The record is from RefSeq and is a predicted model, not a curated record. Gene Ontology annotation, molecular function: ATP binding; nucleic acid binding; 3'-5' DNA helicase activity. The coding region runs from base 92 to 3589 and encodes 1165 amino acids. The transcript has 26 exons. Gene Ontology annotation, biological process: telomere maintenance; double-strand break repair via homologous recombination; DNA replication. Gene Ontology annotation, cellular component: cytoplasm; chromosome; nucleoplasm.
UAUAAAAUUAUCUUUUUUUCAGUGAAAAGAAAGGAGGUAUCGAUCCAGUUAUACAUUGUAAAUCAUGAUUAAGAUAACUCUGUGAAGUGUGAUGGCUAGCAACACAUUAAAAGACUUGUUGCAGGAGCUGAAAGAUGAAGUGUCUUCCAUUCUGACUCGUCAUAAAUCGAGCAAGACAAGUCGCGAUGAUAAUACCACUGUCAAGCUUAUCGAGGCUGCACUGGUCAUUGUUAAACAAGUACGGAAUACACUUGCCGAUACAUACGAAAUGGUGCUUCCCACAGAUACAUCUUCCAACAACAAUAAGAAGUCAGACUCGUGUAACCCUAACAGUCCAACACUGUUAAAAGAUGCAGACACUGUCACCGGUCGAAAUUUAGAUACUACAAAUACAUGGACAUCUUCCAAGAAAAAGGUGGAUACAUGCAAGAUGAGGAAUGAAAAAGAUCUACAGAGACCGACACCAAAAAGAUUAAAACUAGAUGUCCAGCAUGAUGAUGACUCUUAUGAAACGCUUGACCCUGUAGAUGUAGAUGACGAUGAUGAUUGUGAUAAUUUAGAUGAUUAUGUAUUAGAUGAUGACUAUGGUGGUGCGAAGCUGCCUUCUAUGGGUGAGAAAGAGUCUGUGACAGAUGACAAAGUUGAGCCUGCAGAACCUGACGGCACUGUUGAAAAGGAGGACGAUGAUCUUUAUGACAGUUAUGAGGACAGAUACCUGAAUGAUCUUCUUGAUGAGGAAGAUGAAAUUAUGAAUGAAAAUGUCAACAUUAAUGAUCCUGACCUUGAUGAGUUUGAUGAUGACUUUAAUGAUGAUGACCUACAGUUACUGGAUGAUGCAGAGAAGAGUCUCACAGAAGCCAAUGCUGGUGUUGAUGACCACGAUGAUGAUGAAGAUUUGGACAUGCAACCAGUUGAGUCUAAGUAUCUGGAAGUUCUGAAGCAGUAUUAUGGAUAUCACAAGUUUAGACCAAUGCAGUGGAAGAUAAUCAACUCUAUCCUAAAUGACAAACAGGACCAGUGUGUGAUCAUGGCUACAGGUUAUGGAAAAAGCUUGUGUUACCAGUAUCCAUCAGUCUAUACAAAAAGAACAACAAUAGUUAUCUCCCCCUUAAUCUCACUGAUGGAGGAUCAAGUACUAGGAUUAAAAGCAGCAAACAUCAAAGCAUGUCUUCUGGGAUCGGCUCAAGAGAACAGUGCUCAAGUUAGGUGUGACCUCAUGAAGGGCCGAUACAGAGUGUUAUAUUUGACACCAGAAUUUGUCAGUGUUGGAAGCAAUCUUUUGGUAGACCUCGAUAAAAAAGUUGGGAUAGAUUUGAUAGCUAUUGAUGAAGCUCAUUGUGUGUCACAGUGGGGUCAUGACUUCAGAUCAGCCUAUCGAUCUCUCGGAUCACUCAAGGAAACGUUUCCUCAUAUUCCCAUCAUGGCUCUGACUGCGACGGCCACGCCUGAGGUUAGAAAGGACAUAUGUCGCAGUCUGAGGCUGAAGAAUCCAGUUAUCACCUACACAGGCUUUGACAGACCCAACUUGUUCUUAUCGGUGGGACAGAAAUAUGAGAUAGGCUACGAUAUUAAAUCUCAGAUGACAAUAGAAAAUAACAAGCUUUCGUUUGAAGGACCCACCAUCAUCUACUGUCCCACCAAGAAGGCGACUAUGAAUGUUGUAGCCGUUGUGAAAGGUCUGGGUGUUUCGUGUGCGGCGUAUCAUGCAGGAUUGUCACUCUCUCAGCGGAAAGACACUCAUCACAAAUUUGUGAAUGACCAAAUACAGGUGGUUGUAGCGACUGUUGCGUUCGGAAUGGGGAUAGACAAGCCUGAUGUUCGAAAGAUCAUUCAUUACGGAGCGCCAAAAGACAUUGAGUCUUACUACCAGGAAGUGGGUCGAGCUGGCCGAGACGGGUUGCCUAGCAGCUGUCAUGUUUUUUACUCAGGAGCCGAUUUCAAUGUCAGCAAGCAUUUCAUCAAUGAAAUAAAAAAUCUGACUUUCAAACAGCACAAGUUAAAAAUGCUUAGGAAGCUGGAGCAAUACCUCAGUGUUGCAACAUGCCGACGGAGGGUUUUGCUUGCACAUUUUGAAGGACGUGAUAUGAAGGAAAUUGGAGGAACAGUGGAAUGCUGUGACAACUGUCGCAAAAAAAUUGCGGUUACUGUCCGUCAUGGAUACUUUGAUUCUCAAGACUGGGGUACGAAUGCCGGUCUCGCCCCUGACCAGCCAGUUGAUUAUACCAAGGAGGCCACGGAUUUUUUCAGUGCUAUCGAGACUUUGGGAGGUCGGUUUGGUUUGACUGCUCCAGUAAACUUUCUCCGAGGAUCAAACAGUCAACAAACUCAACGAUUCACAAAGAAACCAGGCUGGGGGUCUGGCAAAUACAGAGGUUUGAAGUGGUGGAAGUCCUUUGGUAAAGUUUUGGUCUAUGAAGGCUAUCUGCAGGAAUCUUCACUGGAUAAAGGUUUUGGUGCCACUGUCCAGGUUGCCAAGAAAGGCCACAAAUUGAUUCAGUCGGGCAAACCUCUCAAAUUGAUGCCAAGCCAGGAGAUGCUCAAUGAAGAAAAACCCGCUGCAGUUUCUAUUUCAGUAAAGCCUUUUUUUGUCGCAGGUUUUGCUGGACCCAGCAGGCCUACACUGCAGACUAAUAAACCACAACUGCCUAAACCUGUGGUAGAUGAAAAAACAGCAAAACUGCAGAACAACUUGUAUGUGCUGCUGGUGAUACUAAGGAACCAGAUAGCUCAGGAGACUGGAUUCACUCCACACAACAUUGCCAGCAACAAAGUGCUACUUAACAUGGCCAAAAUAAGACCAAGCAGUAAGGCUACUUUGAAGAAGAUUGAAGAUUUCCCCGAGUCCAAGAUCGAGAGAUUUGGAAAUCAGUUCAUUAACCUGAUUGCACCCUUCUGCAAAGAGAACACCCUGUCGACGGACUUCAUCACUGAAGUGUCAGUCACAUGUGUUGACAGCAACCUCCAGUCAAUGCUGAUGAAGCUGACGGAGACUCAGAGAGUGUCGUACAUCAUGUUUGAGAAAGAGGAAAAGAGUCCAGAAGAGGUCGCGUCCCAGCGGGGUCUGAAAACCUCGACCAUCAUUACCCACUUGUGUGAGGCGCUGAAGGCGGGACUGCCGGUCGACAUGUGCAGACUUGGGAUCACAGAGCACAUCAAACAGCGCAUCACAGAGGUCAUCAGAGCCCCACCGGUUAACUCAAACAUUGGGAGUCUGACUAAGAUCAAGGACCAGCUGCCAUUGCACAUUGAGUACAACCACAUCAAGAUUAUCAUCGCCCUCCUUGUCGACGAGUGUUCACAGUUCGUCAACGAGGGUGGAGACUUGAUCCUCGGUCCUUCACCCAAGCCAGCAACAUCGCUUGCUAAAACUGCUUCAUCGUCAUCGUCGUCAACAUCAGCAGCAGCAGCAUCAUCAAUGUCAUCAACACUGCUUUCAUCAUACAAGUCUCCACAGGCAUUAAGCAAAUCGUCUUCUCAGACGAGUGAUUCUACAAACACAAGCAAGCGUAAAGUCCCUGCCUGGAUGAACAGCAGCGGCGGCAAACCUGUGCUGACCAAAAAGAUGAAGUCCAACAGUCUCUUCAGAUAGCUUAUGAUGUCUUUCAAUAACUUUUGAUGUCUUUGACUAGCCUUCGAUAUCUUUGAAUACUUACUUACUUACUUAAUCUCCUUCAUGCUAAGAAGCACAUAAGACUGUAACCAGCGAUCACCACUGCUGCCUGUCUUUUGCCAGCUUCUCCAGCAGCCCCCAGCCCAGACUGCCCUCUCGGAUUUCCUUCUCUACUGUCCUCCUCCAUGUUUCUUUCUGUCUUUGAAUAGCCUAUGAUAUCUUCCAAUUGUCUAGAAUUCUUCAGAUAGCCUUUGAUAUCUCUGAAUAGCCUAUAUCUUCCAAUUGCCUAGAAUUCUUCAGAUAGCCUAUGAUAUCUUUGAAUAGACAUAUAUUCCAUUGCCUACAAUUCUUCAGGUAGACUAUGAUGUCUUUGAAUAGACUGAUAUACAUGUAUUCCAUUGCCUACAAUUCUUCAGAUAGCCUAUGAUAUCUUUGAAUAGACAUAUAUUCCAUUGGCUACAAUUCUUCAGAUAGCCUAUGAUAUCUUUGAAUAGACAUAUAUUCCAUUGCCUACAAGUCUUCAGAUAGACUAUGAUGUCUUCUGGUCAUCAGGCAGCACUGGCCUCGGUGGCGUCGUGGUUAAGCCAUUGAACAUAAGGCUGGUAGGUACAGGGUUCGCAGCCCGGUACCGGCUCCCACCCAGAGAAAGUUUUAAUGACUCAAUGGGUAGGUGUAAGACCAC